AUGAAGCUGCCUAUUGAUUUCAUUGAAUAGCAUGAAGAAAGUAUUCAGACAUAAAGAGCAAAUAAAUUGUAUGAUGUUGAUGGAAAAAUAUAUAAAUAAAAAAGCAAGGAAAAAGAAUCUGAAGAUUCAUCAGAGAAUGAUAAGCCAGAUAUUGAUCAAGGGAGUGGAUUAGGAAAUAGUAGUGAUAAAACUUCAGAAACAUAGCAAGAGGAUUAAAAUCCUGAAGAAAGAAAGGGUUCUAAUUCUGGACCUAACUAAAAACACAGUAUCAUUGAUUAGGAGCAUGUUGAAGAAAACAAAGAAGGGGAAAUAAAACCUAAAAUAUUUGGAGUAGGUAAUAAAGGAGGAGAAAAUAAAUUAUAGGAUGGCUAAUAAAACAUUUAGCCGAAUCCAUUUAGAGAAAAAUUCUUAGCAAAGGCUUAAGGAAUAAGUUAAAAACCAUAAACUGAAAAGAGUGGAUUGAAUGUAAUAGAUAUUUAGCCCUCUAUAAUAUAAAAGUAGAAUGAUCCUAUUCAAAAAACAGUUAGUAGAGGCAGAGGUAAAGCAUCAAAUUAAGGUAGAGCAUUUUUCUCUUCGAAGCAAAAUCAGAGCUAAGCAAAGGACUGA
Stylonychia lemnae is the source of this 606-nucleotide messenger RNA. The record is from the annotation of a GenBank genome assembly. NCBI's taxonomy places the organism in Eukaryota, Ciliophora, Spirotrichea, Sporadotrichida, Oxytrichidae.